CACCAUUAGUAAUCUCAUUGGUCCAAGAUUGUCCAGAAAGAUGAAACAAAACCAAUUUUAAACCAAAUUCUGAUUUGUUUUAGAAAUUGGGUUUUAAAUAUUAUUGAGAGAAACAUAAAUAAGAAUAACCAUAAAAUUCAGCCUCAUGGUCUUUAAUGAAAAGGGUACCCACAUCAUAUUAUAUGUAUCUUGUCUAGGAUUAGGGUUUUCUAAAACACUUUCUGAUUUGGUAUUUUUCAAUUCUUGUUCCGAAUUCCAAUGAUUUUAUCAUAGGUGUCUUAUCCAAACUUCAUGUGAAUUGGGCUUUUGGAUUUUUUUGCCCCAAUCUUCUUUUCAAUUUGGGUUUUUUUGACCACUUCGCUGUAAGAUAAUUCUAAAUAGGCUAGAAAGUGGUUUUGGGUCAAAGGAUUUGUGGGUUUGGUAUAUGGUUUUAUGGGUGCCCACUAGGUCAGUUUUUUCUGUAACAAAAGGUGAUUGGUGGGUACCAUCUUCUUCAGACAUCUGGGUUUAGGAUCAGAUCUGCUGAAUCUGAUUUUCAAUUUAUUUUUUUUCUUAUUUGCUUUAUUUUUGAAUUGAAAAAAAUACCCAGGAUUGGGUUUUGCUUUAGGUUCAUUGAAUUUGCUUGUUUUAAUCAAUAUCUGUUUGUAGUCAUUGGAGUUUGAUCUGCUUUAGGUCAUUGGACAAUUCAGAUUCUUGGAUCAAGAAUGUGAUUCAUUGGACAAAAGUUGCAUGCACGCGCCCCUCAGUAGUUGUUUCUAUCAUUCCAUUUAGUCUUCUGUAUUGAUGGGGACAGAACUUGUUAGACCUUGUGUCAAAGAAGAGAACAUGGAUAUUCCAUCAAUUCCACCAGGUUUUGAGUCACUUACAUCCUUCACCUUGAAGAGGGUCGAAGAUAAUGAAACCAUGACUAGUUGCUCGGCCUCUGUCAGUGCUACCGAACCACAGUCAGAAACUGAGUUUGAUUGUAGUGAUGAUGCGAAGAUUAUGAGGUCUCGUAGGCGUAGACCUUGGAUAAACUACAGCCAAUUUGAUAACAGUUCUGGAGAUGAGGGUGACAUUGAGCAGGUCACUGCUAGAUGGCAUCCAGAAGAGGCUUGCAGGCCUGAUCUUGAGGAUGCUCCCAUAUUUUAUCCAAAUGAAGAGGAGUUUGAAGAUACUCUAAAAUAUAUAGCAAGCAUACGCCCUAAAGCAGAAGCAUAUGGAAUUUGUCGUAUUGUACCUCCUCCUUCAUGGAAACCUCCUUGCACUCUUAAGGAAAAGAAUAUAUGGGAGAAAUCAAAAUUUACUACCCGUAUCCAGAGUGUUGACAAGCUUCAGAAUCGGAGGUCCAUGAGAAAGUUGUUGAGGGUUUAUAAUCAUAAGGGGAGGAAAAGAAGACGAUGCAUGAAAAUGGGGUCAGAUAAUGGGAAUGGUAGUGGAGAGAUUUUGGGUCCUGGUGGAAAAGGAAUUUAUGAGGCCGAGAGGUUUGGGUUUGAACCUGGUCCAGAGUUUACACUGGAUGCCUUUAAUAAAUAUGCAGAUGAUUUCAAGGUCCAGUACUUCAGGAAGAAUGAAAAUAAUGCAGAUUUGAGAGGUAACAUAACAAUGAUACAAGAGCACUUGGAGCCCUCAGUGGAGAAUAUUGAGGGUGAAUAUUGGCGGAUUGUGGAGAAGCCUACUGAAGAAAUUGAGGUGCUUUAUGGGGCUGAUUUGGAAACAGGGGUCUUUGGCAGUGGGUUUCCGAAACUGUCCCAUCAAGUUGCUUCUGCUUCAGAUGGAAAGUAUGUGAAGUCAGGCUGGAACUUGAAUAAUUUCCCCAGGCUUCCAGGUUCUGUCCUCUCAUAUGAAAGCAGUGAUAUAUCUGGUGUUCUGGUGCCAUGGUUGUAUAUAGGAAUGUGCUUUUCAUCAUUUUGUUGGCAUGUUGAAGAUCACCACUUAUAUUCAUUGAACUAUAUGCAUUGGGGUGCUCCAAAGAUUUGGUAUGGUAUCCCAGGUAGAGAUGCCCUUAAAUUGGAGGCAGCUAUGAGAAAGCAUUUGCCUGACCUUUUCGAGGAACAGCCCGAUUUGCUUCAUAAGCUGGUCACACAACUUUCCCCCUCCAUACUAAAAUCUGAGGGAGUACCUGUUUAUCGGUGUGUUCAGAACCCUGGAGAAUUCGUUCUGACCUUCCCUCGAGCGUAUCAUUCGGGGUUCAACUGUGGUUUCAAUUGUGCAGAAGCAGUAAAUGUAGCUCCAGUUGAUUGGUUGCCUCAUGGGCAGAAUGCUAUUGAACUUUAUAGUAAACAGGGCCGAAGGACUUCCAUUUCUCACGAUAAAUUGUUGCUUGGGGCAGCAAGAGAAGCAGUGAAAGCACAUUGGGAACUUAAUUUACUGAGAAAGAAUACUUCAGAUAACUUAAGAUGGAAAGAUUUCUGUGGAAAGGAUGGGAUCUUAUCAAAAGCACUCAAGGCACGCAUUGAAAUGGAGCGGGUGAGGAGGGAAUAUCUUUGCAAUACUUCAAAGGCAGUGAAGAUGGAUAGUAGUUUUGAUGCCACCAGUGAGAAGGAAUGCAGUGUAUGCCUGUUUGAUUUGCACCUGUCUGCUGCAGCCUGUCAGUGUUCACAAGAUAGGUUUACAUGCUUGAAUCACGUGAAACAGUUGUGUUCAUGUCCUUGGAGUACCAAAUUUUUCCUCUUUCGCUAUGACAUCGGUGAAUUAGAUAUUCUGGUUGAAGCUUUGGAAGGGAAACUGAGUGCAGUAUACAGGUGGGCAAGACUAGAUCUUGGACUGGCCCUGAGUUCUUAUGUAUCCAAAGACAGUUUACAGGUCCCUAGGCAUUUUGAUAAUUUAUCUAAUUCCUCAGAAGGAUCAGCACUGAGAGAAUUGAGUUCUUCAACACCAGUUACUUCUUUGAAAGAGAUGAAAGGGAAAGAAAAUACUACAGAAAUCCCACAUUCAACUGGGAUAAUUGACAGGGCAAGUUUACUACAAAAAGAGAAGCCAGAUGGAAUUGUAUUAGCUUUGGCAGUUACGAAGGCAUCAUCUAGAUUACCCAAGUCUAUGCAUGACAUUGAGGUUGCAAAUUAUGGCUCUCAGUUCAAGAAAGAAGGAUCAUCAUCUUCCUUACCCAAGUCUUCACAUGAAAUUGAGGUGGCACAUGAUCGCUGUAAGAAAGAAGGAUCCUUUCAUUUGGCUCCUGCUCUCAAAACCUCGUUGUGUAACUUCUCUCAAAAGGAUAUGUCGCAUACUGACAGCUUGGCUGCAGAGAAAGCUGAUCUACAGAAGCCUUCAUUUACGGGGAAUGAUAAUGUUAUACUCCUCAGUGACGAUGAGGGUGAGGAGUCAAAUGUGCCACUUUCAGAAAGAGAAAUUAGAACUUCUGUGAAACACACUGAACACUCUGAGAGAUUGGCAGGUCCUAGUAAUAUGGUGAGUCAAGGUAAUUGUACAACAGAUCCAAUCUUAGCAACCCCCACGACUAAUGCGGCUGUGAUCGGUGAAGGGGAUGCUAGUAUGUUACCCGAUGGGGAAAGGAAUAUUUAUUCUAGAUUAGAGUGUGUAAAAAGUGAAGAUCAUCAAGAAGGUGAAUUGGUUCUUGGAUCCAAUCCAAAGAAUCUUUCACACCUGGGAGUUUCUACCAAUGCAGAUUUUGAUAAAAAUGUGAACACAGCAAAUGUAGGGAGUUCCUUUACACAUGCACAGCCAUGUGAUACUGGAAAACCUAACAAUGAAGACAGACACGUGGGUUUGAAUGCCAGACCAAGAUUACCAGACAAUGUACAGAUGGCAUCAGGAAACCCAUCUUGCACUCAAAAUAAUGUGGACAGGUAUUUUCGGCAGAAGGGCCCUCGUAUUGCAAAAUUAGUGCGGCGAAUCAACUGCAAUGUUGAACCAUUGGAAUUUGGGGUUGUGCAGUCUGGAAAAUUAUGGUGCAACAGCCGGGCCAUUUUCCCUAAGGGAUUCAGGAGUAGGGUAAGAUACAUAAGCAUUUUAGAUCCAACAAAUAUGUGUUACUACAUUUCAGAAAUUUUGAAUGCUGCACGUGAUGGACCUCUGUUUAUGGUUUCUCUAGAGCAAUGUCCAAGUGAGGUUUUUAUUCAUAUUUCAGCUGCUAGAUGCUGGGAAAUGGUUAGAGAGAGAGUAAAUCAAGAGAUCACAAAGCAACACAAAUUGGGAAGAAUGAAGCUGCCUCCUUUGCAGCCUCCUGGAAGUCUCGAUGGCCUGGAAAUGUUUGGUUUUUCUUCACCAGCAAUAGUGCAGGCUAUUCAGGCAAUGGAUAGAAAUCGAGUCUGUACAGAGUACUGGAAAUCUCGACCCUUAAUGCAGAUUCCACAACAUUCUCAAUCUGAAGAUGAUGGAGCCAAUAUCAUUGUGAAGUCUGAGAUAUCAAAUGAUGCCGAGGACAGGAGGAGCAACCCUUUGCCUACUGGAAUUGAUACCAUACUCAGUGGCCUAUUCAAGAAGGCGAAUCCAGAAGAACUACACUCACUGAACAGCAUUUUAAGUGACAACAAUAGACCAAACACUGAUCAAGGUCUAGUGAGUCGGCUCCUUAAUGAAGAGAUUCACAAGCGCCUGAGAUGAUUCAUACUUUUGGUCUCGUGAUUUUUGGGACUGGACUUACCAUGACAGUUGCGAUUUUGUAAAUGCCGAGAGCCCUUUUUUCGGGUCUCUCAUAUACAUCUUCCCACCCAGGGAUCUCAUAAAUUUUGUACCAUCUUCUUGUAGCAGAAAACCCAGAAAUUUCUUCUGGUUGAUACUCCCACCUUUUUUUCUUAGGGUGUCCACAUUCAUUUAGCAGGGGCAACCAAUUAGUUCCAUUUUUUUAAUUUUUCUACAACAGUUGUAUAAACUGAAGUGCAGUCUCACCUUUUGUUCAAUAAAUCUGAGAUGGGUUAGAAGAUAUUUACUUGAA
This is a messenger RNA of Cornus florida, 4873 nucleotides long. Its product is annotated as putative lysine-specific demethylase JMJ16. Gene Ontology annotation, biological process: chromatin remodeling. Bases 784 to 4542 code for a protein of 1252 amino acids. Gene Ontology annotation, molecular function: histone H3K4me/H3K4me2/H3K4me3 demethylase activity. The record is from RefSeq and is a predicted model, not a curated record. Gene Ontology annotation, cellular component: nucleus. NCBI's taxonomy places the organism in Eukaryota, Viridiplantae, Streptophyta, Magnoliopsida, Cornales, Cornaceae. The transcript is spliced from 12 exons.